Messenger RNA from Adineta steineri, 432 nucleotides. The record is from the annotation of a GenBank genome assembly. Lineage: Eukaryota; Metazoa; Rotifera; Eurotatoria; Adinetida; Adinetidae.
AUGACAUAUCGAUCAACAUUAUCACGUUGGUUUCAAAAUCGUUUUCCUAAACCACCACCAUUUCGUAUUGAUUUUUAUCGUUGUACUAGUUGCGGUGUUCAAUCGUUUGACGGUGUUUAUUUUUCUGCUUGUCCUCAAUGUAGAGGUAUUCUUCCUGAUAUUGUUCGUAAUGUUCGUUAUGAAUACUUCUGUACAAGUUGUAGUCGACAACGUAACGUAUGUCGUUGUGAUUAUCCUUCUCCAUUUGUUUCUCUUAUUCGUUUACCAACACCUCCUUCACCUCAAUGCCAAUGCUGUUGCUCAUGUACAUGUUGUAAUUGCUCAGACUGUGAUUCAACUGACCGGUGGGAAUCGUCUCCUUGUCGUUCCAAUUGUUCAUGUCCUUCCUAUUGUUCAGAAUGCGAUUGUUCAUGUUCACCACAAUCUUUCUGA